UCAUCUGCGGCUCCGAUUGUCCAUCUCCAGCGACCAUCGCCACAAAAAUCGUCACAAAACAAAACUACGACCGUUGAUUUGGAUGUCGUUCCCCGUUUAAAAAUUAAAAAAAAAACCCCAAACCGCCGGGAAAAUUAUUAAAAGUUGGUAUUUGAAUUACAAUACAAAAAAAAAACCAAAAUAACUGCACUCGAAUUUAAAGCACGCACAACUCUGUUUUCAUUGAGAAGACGAACAUAGCGGUUUAUUCGGUUUCUCGUUGUUGUUGCUGAGCGCGUAAGAAUUCAAAGCAAACCUGGAAAAAUUUCGCGCGUAUGUGUACGGCUUGAUUUUUUUUCGAGUGUGUGUUUUUGCGAAUACAAGUUUUUUUAAUUGUGGCGCGAUGCAAAUAUAUCGGAAUGCCAAAUGAGCUAUAAACAAAAAGAGCUACUUAGGAAGUGAUUGAAAAUGCCGAAUCAUCUGAAUUGAGCGGUAGAAACCACGAGAGCACGACUUAAAUUAGCUGGGGAAACAUCGAGGGGCACAUCCACACGCAAUGGCCAUCAAUCAGGGCAAGUACAAACCGACGAUCUGCGCCAUCGACGAGGUGGAUGACCGCAGUUUCAAGCUGCACAACAGCCAGGACGAGAUCGGUGGCAAGCAGCAGCUGCAGCAGAUAGAGGGCAGCGAAACGGCUCCACUGACUACCAAUCAGCAGAAGUUGCACAUGGACGACGGCUCACAUCUGACGCCCAAGGAUCUGGAGGCGGCGCGCCAGGAUGCCCUUAACGAGGUUGCAGGUGGGGGAGCAGGUGGCAGGACUCCAGCGGCAAUCACACCCAACUCCACGCAUCCAUCGGCCAAUGGACUGAGAGCCUUGCUGCUUCCAGGCCGACGAUCCUUCGACGCACUGAUGAGCCUGUCGCGCAAACGACGCAUCCUGUACGUAACCACCGCCUGCCUGUGCGCCCUGCUCCUGCUGAUCAUCAUCCUGUUGCUGGCCUUCUGGCCGGAGGUGCCCUUCUACCUGCGGGCGCCGCUCUGCCUGGAGAAGGAGUGCGUGGAGAGCAGCCGGCAGCUGCUCCUGUGGGCCAACACCUCGAAGAGUCCUUGCCACGAGACGUACGAGUGGGCCUGCGGCAAUUUUGCCAGCGACUAUGCCAACCACGACUACUUUGUGAUCAAACGCGGCGAGUGGAACUACGAGACCUACAAUGAGUAUCAGGAACUCAAUGAACUGAAUCGAUUUAUUGCAAUGCUGCCAAAUUCGCAAGAGGGUUCCGUGGAGUCCACGGUGAGCAGUUUGUACCGCAGUUGCCGCGAGACCGAUGUCCUCGACAAGAGCCAGUCGGAUCUGCUCCUGAAACGGGCCAUCAAUGCAGUGUAUGGCUGGCAGGCAUUCCGCGACUCAAAUCGACUGCAAUCCUGGGAAUACAAGCGGGUUCUGGUCGUCCUACAGGCCAAACAUGGCAUAUUUCCCUACUAUCGCGUCACCGUGGAGAACGGCUUUAGUAAUCCCCACGACUAUGUGAUCACCCUGGAUGAGGGGGAACUAGGUCUGCCGGACAAGUAUUUCUAUGGCAAUGAUGCUGAUGAGGAAGUGGUUCGUGGCUAUAAGCUGCUCCUCCGGGACUUUGCCAUCAAUAUGGGAAUCGUUUCCCGGGAGGCUGAUCUAUUUGCCGACGAUAUUUUCCACUAUGAACGACGCAUUGUGAAUCACAUUGAGGACGCCAAAGCUGAUGGAAAUCGUCAUGUAAAUAAGCUAAUGCGUCUGGCCGAUCUGAAAAUUAUGGCACCAUCUUUGCCCAUUGUGGAGUCUCUACAAGCCAUUUUCCCAAAAACCAAAAUCACUGAAGACACCGAGGUCUUGGUACGAGAUCCAGAGGUUAUGCAUGCACUAUCUGUUUUACUCUCCUCUUCGGAUAAAAAGCCUAUUAACAACUUUAUAAUAUGGUCGCUGGCUCGUAAAAUGCUGCCGCAUUUGUCCAAGGAGUAUCGAACUUUGGCAGAGAACUUUGACCAUGCCUUGUAUGGACGCACGGCCAGCUAUCCUAGGUGGCUCAUAUGCAGCAAAGUGGUGCGCGAUUGGCUGCCCUUUGCGGUGGAUGCACUGCAGCAACAGCCACCCAGGCAGCAAUUCGAAUCGGUGACGUCCAAGAGUAGGGGCUUAAACAAGACCCGGGGCAACGAGGAGCUCCUCAAGCUGAUGUUCUUCAGCUUGCGGAAUCAGUUGAAAGAUUCGCUGGAUCAAGCCAAAUGGCUGGAGCCGGCGGCCAGGCAGUUUAUCCAAAAGAAACUCAACGAGAUGCGGCUGCAGUUUGGCAUACCCGAUGAGGUGUUGCAGCAGCCCAACUAUCUUGCGCAAUACUACAACGAACUGAUACUCAAUAAUGUGUUUUUCGUGGAGCAUUUGGAGUGGAUUUGGACAUUCCGUCGAUCGCAGAUGGAGAAGAAGCUGGGCCCGCUGGCCAUACUGGAUGUCAUUGUUUCCGAGAUGUACACAAGGGACAAUCCACAGGCCAUCGCCUACUCCAAUAAACUGAAUAUGCUGCUUGUCUCCAAGGUGUUGAUUAGCUCCAAUUACUAUGACUACCGAUAUCCUGUAGCCGUGAACUUUGCCCGCAUAGGCACUGAUAUAUUGGAGGCCCUGAUCGAUAACUUCUCCACCUUCCUGCUGCAGUUCAACACCCAGAGCACGGAUAUCAGUGAUGCGGCGCCGGAGAUUCGGUAUGCCCAGCCGGAUGUGAAUUGUCUGGCAGCAGGACAGCCACCACGGUUGGUCCACGAGCUGAAUGAGCUGUCGAGUAGUGCUCUGAAGAGCUUCCAUGUAACGCUGAGUGCAGCUCGAACGGCAGCGAGGGCGCUGAGUAACUUUGUGAAUGCCAUCGAUGCGGGCAGUGCCAUCCAGGGAUCGGGAAUCGAUCAGGCUAAUACCUAUGAGGCCCUCGGACUUACCAGGCGGCUGAGGAUACCUGGACUAAGGUCCUUCAACGAGAACGAACUCUUUACGCUCUCCUACAUGCAGCAGCACUGCAGCACGACCAUUGCGGACAAGGACUACGCCAGGAUCAAGCCGCUCGUAGAGAGUCAGCUGGCCGAGAGCUAUCUCUUCAACGCCACCUGGCAGCACAUCCAGUUCCUCCCCCGCUCCACAAACUGUGCCGCCGCGGAGGCAAGUUGCUCCAACCUGCUCUGAGAUGCGAUUUUCCAUCCACCAGGACCUCCACCUCAGCCAGAGCCCUGUGGAUGAACCGGAGGAUGAUGUCCAUGCCAGCUGCGAAAUGGAUCAACCUAUUUAUUGUACUUUUUUUUACUCCCACACAUUGCCAGAGACACAGA
Molecule: messenger RNA, 3318 nt
Organism: Drosophila erecta
Lineage: Eukaryota; Metazoa; Arthropoda; Insecta; Diptera; Drosophilidae
Gene: goe
Product: protein gone early
Exons: 11
Coding region: 536-3175 (879 amino acids)
Biological process (GO): protein processing
Cellular component (GO): plasma membrane
Molecular function (GO): metalloendopeptidase activity
Source: RefSeq, a predicted model, not a curated record